This is a messenger RNA of Lucilia sericata (common green bottle fly), 1654 nucleotides long. RefSeq lists its product as uncharacterized. The transcript has 3 exons. The record is from RefSeq and is a predicted model, not a curated record. NCBI's taxonomy places the organism in Eukaryota, Metazoa, Arthropoda, Insecta, Diptera, Calliphoridae. Bases 581 to 1072 code for a protein of 163 amino acids.
UUCGGCUAUAAAUACAAUUGUUACCAAAGGAUAUUGCGUUAAAAACUCAACUGUGUUAUCCUAGAUAAGUACCAAACAAAGUUAAACGGUCGCAUCUUAAAAACGUGAAAUUAAAAGUUAAAAUUUUUUAUUGAAUAAUAAAAUAUAAAAGUUUUCGAAUAUUUUCGGCAAAAAUUUAAACAAAAAUAACUAUAAACUAAAUAAUUAAAUUUACUGUAACGAAAAGCACAACAACAAAACCAAGUAAGAGUGAUUCACUUUUUUUCUUUUUGUGGUCACGACUAUCCAAAAACAGACAAAGAAGAAGCAAGGAGCCAUCCAAGCAACAGCAGCUGAGACUCCUCUUUAAACGAAAUCCCAAAGAAAGGAAGAAAAAAAUCAUUCUACUGAAAUAAACAUCAAUACUUGAAUACAACAGCAAACGAAAGUGAAAUUUAACAAAAUUUUAUUUUUAUUGCUGAGUUGGUACGAAAAUAAAAGCAACAGCAGCAGUAUACACAGCAACUGCAACUGAAAACAAUAAAUACAGCAGCCAACAACAACAACAACAAAUAAAUCGUUAAACCGGAAACGUAUAAAAAUGCAUUUCAAUAAACGUGGUAGCAAUGACAACAACAUGAACCUUUUAACUUCAUCAUCACCAUCACAUUUAGCUGCUUCUACAUUGUCUUCUUCAUCGUCAUCAUCGUCGCCAAACUCAUCUUCAUCAGCGUCAAAAACAAAAACUACAACAACACAUGGCGGUCUGAGUUUAGGUCUUUGGUGGCUCCUUCUGAUGACUGUUAUUUUAAUGGCCCAACAACAGCCUUGUGAAUGUCGUUACUUACCGACAAGGUCACAUGGCGAUGAUUUGGAUAAAUUGCGUGAGUUAAUGUUGCAGAUCUUGGAAUCCAGUAAUGAAGAUGGUGGAGUCCAACAGCGACCACCAAAUGAGGCAAAUGGCAAUACUUUGGCUGCUGCAGCCCAACGUGCUAAUUGGUUGAAUAAAUUGGGCGGUAAUAUGGAUAAUAUGGAUGUACCCAGGAAAUAUAAUGCUCCACGUGGCAUUUACGAUAAUGGACGUUACUAUUAAAAUCUAACAUUAAUAUGGCAAACAUUUUACAAAUAAAAUGCAAAAGGAAAAUAUCUAACAAAGUAGAUGUUUAAAAAAAGUUUAUGAUUUUUCCUUUUUUGGUUAAAAAUUUUAAAAUGCAAGCAAAAUGUUUUGUGAAAAAAAAUUACACCACCAAAAAGAAAAAAUAAUUUUAUUUAUUACCAAAAGCAAAUCACAAAUUUAAAUGUCAAUGAAGGUCGUAUAAUGUUAAUUAUUUUAUUUUUAUAUUUAAUUAAUAAUUAAAACAUACUUUUUAUUUAAAGGCUGUUUACUGUAAAGUUCCUAUUAAAUGUCAUAUAUAAAAUUAAAUGAAUUUAUGAAAAUUAUGUCAAUGUAAAAAUUGUUCAUCAUUUGUAACCCCGCCCUCACUCUCUCUCUCCUAUACUUUUUCAUAAAAAUGUUGUGUUAAAAACCUUAAGCUUCUUUAUAUAAUAAAAAUGGGGAUUUUAAAAAAAAUUAAAUAUUACUAUUUGAAAAUAAUUUAUUCAAUGUUUAACAAAUAUAUGUCAAAGAAAAAAAUGCUAAAAAUAAAAUUCUGAAGAAAUAAUUGUAACCUGAAAA